Laccaria bicolor S238N-H82 is the source of this 698-nucleotide messenger RNA. RefSeq lists its product as uncharacterized. The record is from RefSeq and is a predicted model, not a curated record. The transcript is spliced from 2 exons. Lineage: Eukaryota; Fungi; Basidiomycota; Agaricomycetes; Agaricales; Hydnangiaceae. The coding region runs from base 348 to 698 and encodes 116 amino acids.
CUCGACCCCCUCUUGCUGCGGCCAACCCCCUCCAGGCAACGCGCUCAACGCUACGCCACGUGAAGCCCAGCUCCCAUCGCGUUCUCGCCUUCAAGAGGCCAUCGCGUUUGUGCGGUCGAGCAUGAUUUGCGCGUAGCGCGUUGGAAUGGGAAACGAUGCACCGCAACAUACAUCGGGCAGUGGGGAUUAGAUGGAACACAAGAGAAGGCCUGUGAAGCGGGUGAUCUAUGAGCCCACACUCACUCUCCACACCCAUCGUUUCCCGCGCUUUUUAGCGUCUCUCCCAUCAACAGUCACCAUGCAAAUUCAUCACGACAUCGCCUCUCACCCAUAUUGUCCCGAGUCUGAUGCCUCAACCCACACCCGACGCAAUAUUUGGAGCCCAUCCGAACCUACCCAGUCCAUCUGUCUCACAAGCAACCCAUUCGCCCCACUCAUCUCCAGCCGUCCCCCUUCCAUCAUCACGACUGGCACCCGCAUUGCCUGCCCUCCUUCUCCAAAGUGAGCAGCACCCGAAAUUACCUCACCAUACCACCACGCACCAUCCCCGCCUCACGCUCAAACCUCUCCAUGUGGCCCUCCUUCCACCUGACUCCUGCGCUCUCCCACGUAUGUUGAGGCGCGCUCUCGAAGAUCUCGUCAGUCUGGGGAAAUGGAAGGCCAGGUUUAGUUCUGAAAGUUCUUUUUUGCCCCCCUAG